This is a messenger RNA of Dothidotthia symphoricarpi CBS 119687, 2013 nucleotides long. Its product is annotated as TPT-domain-containing protein. The coding region runs from base 412 to 1623 and encodes 403 amino acids. The transcript has 5 exons. Gene Ontology annotation, molecular function: antiporter activity. Gene Ontology annotation, cellular component: trans-Golgi network; Golgi apparatus; endosome. The record is from RefSeq and is a predicted model, not a curated record. NCBI's taxonomy places the organism in Eukaryota, Fungi, Ascomycota, Dothideomycetes, Pleosporales, Dothidotthiaceae.
UGCUCCCGUUCAUCUUCAUCUGCAUCUACCAAGCACACGCCACCCGCCGUUGCCCAGUGAUAGCGUCUUCCAGAACCCCUGUGUGACGACCUGGAGUUCCGCCCCUCGUAUUAGCGCAGUUGAUGUCCAGUGGUCGACGUUACCAGCUCCCAACAACUUCCCCGGCACUCUUUUAUCUCCUCAUUUCCUCCUGUGCGCCAGACACAAUCCUUCAGUGUUGCCCGUGCUACGCUGUGUCUCCAGUCGCUCUCCCGUGCACCGAGACCAUCAGUCAGCAGCCGCGCAAUCUUCGCCGACGAAUCGACAAGCUCAGCGCUGCCAUCGUCUCUCCUUCAACACUCGACUUUCCGACCACGCACGUCGACGACGUCCCUCACAGUCUCUCGCUAAGUCGCCUCGCACCACGCAACCAUGUCUGGAGAAGAGAAGGUCCGCUCCUCCGUGGACGCUGCCCGUGAUCCAGCCCUGCCAGUGCUGCCUACUGUGAACCCCGACGCCGUCAAGUCGCCAGCGGCCGAGACAGCCUCGUUCCAUCCUGCAGUGUACAUCGCGACAUGGAUCACCCUCAGUUCCAGCACCAUCGUCUUCAACAAGUACAUCUUGGACACGGCCAAGUUCCAAUUUCCCAUCUUCCUCACAACAUGGCACUUGAUCUUUGCGACGAUCAUGACGCAAUUCCUCGCCCGCUUCACGUCCAUCCUCGACUCGAGAAAGAAAGUGCCCAUGACCGGCCGCGUAUACCUGCGAGCAAUUGUUCCGAUUGGCCUGUUCUUCAGCUUGAGCUUGAUCUGCGGUAACCAGGCAUAUCUGUACUUGAGCGUGUCUUUCAUCCAGAUGCUCAAGGCUACCACACCUGUUGCUGUCCUCAUCGCGACCUGGAGUCUUGGCAUUGCACCGGUCAACCUGAAGACUCUCGGAAAUGUCUCCUUCAUUGUCAUCGGUGUCGUUGUUGCAUCCUUCGGCGAGAUCCAGUUCGUCAUGGUUGGUUUCCUCUUCCAAGUCGGUGGUAUCGUCUUCGAGGCUGUCCGUCUGGUCAUGGUCCAGCGUAUCCUCAGCUCCGCCGACUUCAAGAUGGACCCGCUUGUCUCUCUCUACUACUACGCCCCAGCGUGUGCCAUCAUGAACGGCAUGGUCCUGCUCUUCACCGAGUUCCCGACCCUGACCAUGGUGGAUAUCUACCGUGUCGGUACUUUCACACUGCUCGCAAACGCUUCCGUCGCUUUCAUGCUCAACGUCUCUGUUGUGUUCCUGAUUGGAAAGACAUCCUCGCUCGUGCUCACUCUUUCCGGUGUACUGAAGGACAUUCUCCUUGUCUUUGCCUCCAUGUUCCUGUUCCGUGACCCUGUCACUCUUCUCCAGGCCUUCGGUUACAGCAUUGCGCUAGGUGGUCUUGUCUACUACAAGCUUGGCGGAGAUAAGAUGAAGGAGUACCUCGGACAGGGCACCAUGAAGUGGGCAGAGUUUGGUCAGACCCGUCCGGCACUCCGCAAGAUCAUGGUUUUUGGCGCUGUCAUCAUCUCCAUGUUCAUGAUCUUUGGCUCCCUCGGACCUCGCUAUGCUCCCGAUUCCACCGCCAAGAUCUACAGCGGAGUCGGCCACAUGAUUGGCGACAAGGGAUACUGAUCGAUUGAUCGAGUGGAGCUCGUCCAGGCCAAGACGUGCAUAUUCCCCGAUGAUUCAAUCCCAACUUACGGCUUGUAGCCUUGCAUUACCUCACCUCGAGGACAUGGUCAUCAUGUUUGGUUCUUGUUUUUGUUUUUCCAUCCACUGUUUGGGGCAAAUUUGGAGUGAGAUGGGGUUUUACGUAUUCCAGGUGUUCGAAAGCAUAGGCAAACGGGCUGUCUCUAUGUCCUGGGGGAUUGUUUUCAAGAAGUUUUGAUUGGAGACCUUUUGUCUUCUCUCAUAGGUUUCAUGUCAUAUUCAGUAGCGUAUCAGGGGGCAACGAAGGGAAUAUGAAGGAUUACAUGUGAUUAUAUAUAUAGACUAUGCACUGACUACCUAUGAAGGGGUCUG